Messenger RNA from Solanum stenotomum, 656 nucleotides. Its product is annotated as kirola-like. Gene Ontology annotation, biological process: defense response. The record is from RefSeq and is a predicted model, not a curated record. The coding region runs from base 1 to 459 and encodes 152 amino acids. The transcript is spliced from 2 exons. NCBI's taxonomy places the organism in Eukaryota, Viridiplantae, Streptophyta, Magnoliopsida, Solanales, Solanaceae.
AUGGGUUUAAAGUCUGUGUUGUAUGCCAAGAUAGAAAUGAAGGCUAACAAGGAUGUGUUUUAUGAUGUCUUUACAAAUAAGCCACACCUUAUCUCUACUAUGUGCCCUUUGCAUGUACAAGGUUUUGAACUUCUUGAUGGUGUCAUUGGAACAGUUGGAUCCAAAAUUUGUUGGAUGUAUACCUUUGAAGGAAAAAAGAAGAUCUCCAAGCAGAUAAUUGAAACUAUAGAUCAUGAAAAAAAGGUGCUCACAUUCAAAGAAUUUGAAGGAGAUGUAGUGGAUAUAUAUGAUAAUUUUAAGUCAACUCUUCAUAUCGAAACAAAAGGCGAAAUCGAUUUGAUAAGCUGGACAAUGGAGUAUGAAAGGCCAAAUGAGAAUGUCCCUGAACUAGUAAAUUUGUUAGACUUCAUUGUUGGUAUGACCAAAGCUGUUGAUGAUCACCUUGUUAAGAUGAAUUGAUGGGAUAAUCUUAUAUGCAUGCAUGUGAGCUUUACAUAAAUGCCUCAUGCAUGCUUUGUUUGUUGUUUGAGAGUAUGGUGAAAAAUAAUCCAUGUUGGUUGUGUACUUUUUAUUUGGUUUUUAUCUUUGAUGUUUGUUGUGUCUUUCUCAUGUAACCUUUGUGUUGUGGAAUAAAACAUGGAUAUGAAGUUUAUAUA